Molecule: messenger RNA, 3217 nt
Organism: Oncorhynchus masou masou (cherry salmon)
Lineage: Eukaryota; Metazoa; Chordata; Actinopteri; Salmoniformes; Salmonidae
Gene: plekho1a
Product: pleckstrin homology domain containing, family O member 1a
Exons: 6
Coding region: 193-2055 (620 amino acids)
Biological process (GO): regulation of myoblast fusion
Cellular component (GO): ruffle membrane; muscle cell projection membrane
Source: RefSeq, a predicted model, not a curated record
GCCUACCUACAGAGGUGGAGGGACGAUGCCACCGUCUCGUAAUAACGGACAGUGCACGACCUGACCGCGUCAUCGAAAUUAAGAAUAUACACCGUUAUUGCGACAUAUUGGGGCAGUAGAAGAAAGGGAAAGACAGUUUAUUCGUUUAAAAAAAAGAUCUUAUUAGAAAGAAAGGAAAAUACUUGAAACUGGAUGAACUCCCUGGCUCACAUCCACAAAAGUGAUUCUGUCAUUAUGAAGAAGAGCAAUUUAGCCAAACGGGGUCCCCAAGAUGUCAACCAGCUGUCAUCGCAGCCAGACAAAGUCGGCUGGAUCCGCAAGUUCUGUGGUAAAGGGAUUUUUAGGGAAAUAUGGAAAAACCGUUUCGUGAUACUGAGAGGAGACCAUCUGUACAUCUCUGAGAAAGAGGUGAAGGAUGAGAGGAAAGUCCAGGAGUUGUUUGACCUGGCUGACUACGAACGCUCUGAGGAGCUGCGCAAGGCCAAGAGCCGCAGUAAGAAGAACCACAGCAGGUUCACCCUGCUCCGCUGCAAGCAGCCUGGGAAUAUAGUUCCCAAUCUUGUGUUUUUAGCUGUUAGCCCUGAGGAGAAGGAGUCAUGGGUCAAUGCCCUCAAUACAGCCAUCAUCAAAGCCAAGAACCGCAUUUUUGAUGAGGUUACAAUUGAAGAGGACAGUGUCCUGGUGCACCCUACACGUGAUCGUGCCAAGAUUCCCCAUGCACGGCGCUUGCCCACCCGGGGACAUCUCUUGGCUGUGGCAUCCACCUCAUCAGACGGAAUGUUGACCCUUGACCUUGUCCACGAGGAAGAUGACUCCACCCUAGAAGAUGAGGAAGAAGGCUUCUGGGAAAAUAACUUCAGGGUUGACCUAGACAAAUGGACCACAUGUCGUCAGCGUUCUGGCACAGAUGUCUCCAAACUCUGUGUCACCACAAAGGACCUAAAGGUACCCAAGACGGGCAGCCUGCCUUGCGGGAGCGAGCUCUCCUGGGACCGGGUGCACCAUCUUGAGGCUCAAUCCCAUACCUCUCCACCAGGGAAGAGGUUCAGUGCCCAAGGUAGGAGCCGCUGCGCCUCCAUGGACGAGGUCCUUUCCUUGCGGCCAGUCAGGGGUGUCCUUCACCCUCACCCCAUAGGUGAACCUGUCCAGCCUGUCGGACCACUGCAGAGUCUUAUUGCCCAGAAAAUGCAGAGGGCUCAGGAGCUGCUGGAAGAAAUGCGAUUGGAGGAACUGCAGCGUGCAAAAGGCUUAGACUCGCCCUAUAUAAAGGGCAUUGACUCACCCCGUUUGUACCAUUUAAGAGGCUCCGAGUCUCCUCACUCCAGGGCCUCAGGUUCACCUCGCAGUAAGAGUAGUGACUCCCCUCGUUUGAGGGUGAAAGACUCACCUCGUUUGAGGGGGAAAGACUCACCUCGUACGAAGGGCAAGAAGUCCCGCUCAAAAGGUACAGACUCACCCCAUUCAAAGAGGGCUGACUCUCCUAAUUUGAGGGGUAACAACUCUCCCCGUCUCAGGGUUACUGACUCGCCCUGUAUGAAGGGUUCGGAUUCUUCCAGUUUCAAGGAAACAGACUCGCCAUGUCUGAAGGGUUCUGACUCCCCACGUCUCAAGAACAUUGGUUCACCCUUUUCAAAAAGUUUUGACUCAUCAAGUCUGAAGGGCUCUGACUCGCCUCGCAUCAAGGAUACUAUUCUGAGGGGUAAGGACUUGCCAAAUACAAUUGGUAAGAACUCCCCAAGUCUGAAGAGUAUCGGCUCACCUUCCCUGAAAGGUGCUGACUCGCCCCGUCUGAAGGGUAAUGACUCACUCCAUAGUAAGAGUGCACACUCACUUCUCAGUGACUGUGAUUUGGAGAGUAGACGGGUGGAGGCGGAGCGACUACUGCAGGAGGCCGUCUCCUCCUGGCGUCAGGCUAAGGAGGUGCUGGAGGAGGUGAAGCAGCUGCAGACGCAGUCACUAAACCGCCGCUCUGAAAAGAAGACAAUAGACAGUCCCCCAACACCACCACCGGACUAUAGGCUGGAGGACGCAUGCCUCUGUCGCCACCACAGCUGAAAAGCACGCUGGGUUGUCUUCAAACAAAGAGAAAAUAAAAGCGCACUUAGGGGCAUGGAGUAAAUACAUUUUUGUCACAUUUUGUUGUCAUAACAUGCCAGUGUGGAAGUACAAAGCUUUUAGGCUGUAUUGCUCCCUUUGCACUUUCCUAUCUUGAUCCUUGCAUUCAGAAAGUAUUCAGACCCCUUCACUUUUUCCACAUUUUGUUACGUUACAGCCUUAUUCUAAAAUAAGGAGAAUUGUUCAAAUGUAUUAUUUACAUAAGUAUUUAGACCUUUUGCUAUGAGACUCGAAAUUGAGCUCAGGUGCAUCCUGUUUCUGUUGAUCAUCCUUGUUUCUACAACUUGAUUGGUGUCCACCUGUGGUCAAUUCAAUUGAUUGGACAUGAUUUGGAAAGGCACACCUGUCUAUAUGAGGUCCCACAGUUGACAGUGCAUGUCAGAGCAAAAACCAAGCCAUGCGGUCAAGGAGCAGGAUUGUGUCGAGGCACAGAUCUGGGGAAGGGUACCAAAAAAAUGUCUGCAGCAUUGAAGGUCCCAAAGAACACAGUGGCCUCCAUCAUUCUUAAAUAGAAGUUUGGAACCACCAAGACUCUUCCUAGAGCUGUCCUCCCGGCCAAACGGAGCAAUCGAAGGAGAAGGGCUUUGGUCAGGGAGAUGACCAAGAACCCGCUGGUCACUUUGACAGGGCUCCAGUUCCUCGGAGGUCGGAGAACCUUACAGAAGAAUAACCAUCUCUGUAGCACUCCACCAAUCAGGCCUUUAUGGUAGUGUCCAGACGAAAGCCAUUCAUCAGUAAAAGGCACAUGACAGCACGCUUGGAGUUUGCCAACAGGCACCUAAAGGACUCUCAGACCCUGAGAAACAAGAUUCUCUGGUCUGAUGAAACCAAGAUUUAACAUUUUAGCCCCAAUGCCAAGCGUCACAUCAGGCACCGCUCAUCACCUGGCCAACACCAUCCAUACUGUGAAGCAUGGUGGUGGCAGCAUCAUGCUGGGGGAUGUUUUUUAGCGGCAGGGAUUGGGAGACUAGUCAGGAUCGAGGGAAAGAUGAAUGGAGCUAAGUACAGAGAGAUCCUUGAUGAAAACCUGCUCCAGAGUGCUCAGGAACUCAGACUGGGGCGAAGGUUCACCUUCCAACAGGACAAUGACCCUAAGCACACA